UGCGCCGAUUGACAAUAUGUUUCCAGAGAUAUCAAAAGCAUCAGCUAUGGAUAUCAAGAGGAUUUAGCAUUUCCAAUUCAUAUAUAAAAUAAUAAUGAUAAUUAAUGAUCAAGUAAAUUAAUACAAGAGGCACCGGUUAUGUACACCCAGGUGGCUUGAAAGACGUGAGUUUAUCCAUCAUGCAACACGAACUCGAGGUAAGCAACAGUUUGCUAAAUUGCAGCUAGUUUGAUAGCUACAGAACUUAAAGAUCUCCCUCUUUUCGUUUUCUUUCUUGCUGCAUUGAAGAUUGGUUUAAUUUCUUUUUUCGCGCAGGCGCAGUGAGGGGAAAAACACAGAGUUUAGGCAAGUCGGUUCGUAGCUCUGCUUCAACUGUGCGAUAUCCUCACGAGGGGCGACCAAAUUUCUGAAUGCCAGAAAGUCAUCCGACCAUGCGAUUGCCAGUCAGGAGAGGUUUAUCGCCACUCGUUUCCCCGUGUACACUGCACGAUCACUGCACGACAAACGGCACGACAAAGCUGAAAAUCGGCCGGACUCAAAAAAGAGUCGCACGAGUCAGAAUUCGGCUCAAAAUCGGACGAAAAUCGCACAGUGUAUGCCUGCCUUUACGCAAAUAUGAUCGUUUAUGAUUAGCCGCUUCAGAAUCAAAAACACUUUUUUGUCUGCCCUCAUACAGGUAUAAAAGAGAAAACAAAAUAUAGUUUCGUCAAAUUUUAAGAUUAAAUGCAUCAAUUUGGUGCACUUUGAGAGCUCAAAACAGAGCUUAAGCAUGUACUUGAUACGCAUUCUCAUGUGAUCGGGUUGCUUGAAGUGAAUUAGAUUUAAAUCGCCGUCAUGCAUGAAUGAAUAAUAUUUUUUUGCAAUUUUACACAUAAUAAUCCACGAUGAUCACAUUACACAAAACUGAAAUUGCAUGUAAAAAUAACACAUUGUCAAUAUUUUUGAGACCCCCCAAAAUUUCACAAAUCACGUUUUCAGGGGAGCCCAUGUCUUAUAAAGGGGAGCCAAGCUCCCCCGUAGUUCGCACCCUGGGUGCAUCCCUAGUGCCUACUCCUCACUGUUAUUAAAGUGAUCAAAAGUAGCAUAUCUACUGUCUAAAUUCAUAUCAUUUUUGUUUAACUUCUGCGUAAUGUAAUUUCAGUGCUUAUCGCCAUUAGUGAAAGUGUAUGAAUGUAAAUGUGUAUAUCAAAAUGAAAACAUGAGUUUCCACACGAGUUUAAAUCAUUUUUUUUUAAACUGUUAUUGUGAACAUGCACUGUAUUUAUAAUUAUGACUCAUAACGAUGAUUUAAAGUGGUUUUCCUUCAUCUGCCGUCAGUUCCUCAACUCACCAUUGGUGUCGCCAAACUGCUCUGUCUCCAAAAUGUUCGUACGCAUGGGUCAGAGUUUGCGUGUAGGCGCGCAAAUUUUCCCGUCAAGUUUGUUUUUUAUAAAUCACAACUUCUGCAUUGGAAGUGGCCAACUUUGCAUACGCACAAAACAGGCUCUGAAAGUGCGUACGCAAAGUUUUAUAAAUGAGGCCCCAGAUCACCAGCUGAUCGCGUGAGCAAAGUGCACACUUCUAUUUAAAACACGCAGCAUUACUGCACUGAUGAGAACGUCUCCCAAGCAUUUUAGGUGUUCUGUAUCUGGAUGCAUUUAUCCACAUAGCUCUCUUCAUUUACUCCCCAAAUCUGAGCUGCUGAAGACGAGGGGGAUUCUUUUUGUUUUCGAAGAAAAUGCUCCCUCAACCGUACCGAAAUUCGUUUAUGUUUGCGCGAAUCAUUUCACACUGGACUGCUUUGUGAAUGAAUGUCAAUACAAAGGGACAAUACAAAACAUACAGUCUCCAGAGCGAUACUGGAUAUGGCAGUAAUGAAGGUUUGUUCCUGCUGUGUAGUGAGUCUCGUGAAUGUGAUGAAGGAUUCAUGAAAAUAAACAGGACCUCCUGUGUUGAUGAAGAUGAGUGUGAGAUGCCGAGUCUGUGUGGUGAUAACGCUCAGUGUAUCAAUAUACCUGGAAGUUACUACUGCACCUGUGAUGAAGGAUUUCGAUCAAACACACCCAAUUUCACAGCAGAUACAGAAAAGUGUUUAGAUAUCAAUGAGUGUUAUGAGAAGACAUUUGUAUGCUCAGAUGAUAAGGAGUGUGUGAACACUGUGGGAUCCUACUAUUGCACGUGUCCUAAAGGAAGCAAUGAAUCCAGAAGAACAGACUCAGCAUGUGAAGACAUCGAUGAGUGUGAAGAUCCAGAUGUUUGUGGCACAAAUGCCACCUGCUACAAUCAUCCAGGCGGAUACAGCUGCAAAUGUCACCAGGGUUACAGUAACUACGGCAACAACCAGUCAAAAUGCAUCGAAAUGAACUGUGAUCAGUUUAAACCUGAGCCUGACGCUGGACACACACUGGAGAAGUUGAAGAAUUUGAUGUCACUGUUGAAGAACAGCUGUGAGUCUCUGAAUGAUCCACAAGCAGAACAGUUCACUGGAGAGAUGUUACUGGAGAACUUGUUCAUUUCCACUGAUGAUCUGCUGUCGGAUGGAAACAUCACUGGCGGAAAGAUGUUGAGUCAGUUUCUGGAUGCGGUGGAGAACAGCAUGCGUCUGAUUGGACCUCAGCUUAAAGAGCCUGUGACCAGGAUGGAGACGCACAACACCGUCGCUGAGGUUGCAGUCAGGCGGAAUCAGACUCCGCCCACUGGGAGUGUCACUCUGAGCACAGACUCCGCCCUCUUCAACACCAGCUGGGAGACAGUUGUAGGGAAAUCAUAUCCAGGUUUUGCGUUUGUGGCGCUGGUCAGUUAUAAAGAUCUGGACACAUCUGGCCAUCAGUUCCACAAGAUCAGCAGAACAUCACAGGAGCAGGAGAGCAGAGAGGGAGAAAUCACUUAUCAGCUCAACUCGAAGGUGGUGACGGCCGUCGUCAGUAAUCCAGAAACCAAACAGCUGUCUGAGCCGGUGAUGCUCGUCUUUACCCACACGGAGGAGAGGGUGCAGUCUGGGGGUGUGGCUUACUCCUGUGUGUUCUGGAAUGAGGCUGAGGGGGCGUGGUCUGGGCGGGGCUGUGAGAGGGCGUGGUCUAACAGCACUCACACAGGCUGUUCCUGCUCUCAUCUCAGUAGCUUCGCUGUGCUGAUGGCCCUUUAUCCCAUACAGGACUCGUUUGAGCUGGUGUUGAUCACACGUGUGGGUUUAGGUCUGUCUCUGGUCUGUUUAUUUCUCUGUAUCCUGACGUUCCGGUUCUGCCGCUCAAUCCAAGGAACCCGAAACAGCAUUCAUCUUCAUCUGUGCGUGUGCCUCUUCAUCGCAGACCUCGUCUUCCUCUGCGGGAUCUCCAGCACUCACAACAGGGUAGCGUGUGCGAUUGUGGCCGGCCUGCUUCAUUACUUCUUCUUGUCUGCGUUCUGCUGGAUGCUGCUGGAGGGGUUUCAGCUCUACCGGAUGGUUGUGCUGGUGUUUCACACCACAUUAAAACAUCUCUACAUGUAUGCGGUGGGAUACGGAGUCCCUCUCGUCAUCGUCAUUAUCUCUGCCAUCUCUUAUCCGCAGGGAUACGGCACGGAUCGACACUGUUGGCUCUCUCUUGAUGGUUAUUUCAUCUUGAGUUUUUUCAUACCCGUCUGCAUCAUCAUCAUCCUCAACUGUUUUGUCUUCAUCAUCACUGUGUGGAAACUGGCUAAAAAAUUCUCCAAUCUCAAUCCAGACCUCUCCAAACUCAAACAGAUCAGGAGUUUUACAUUGACCGCAGUGGCUCAGUUGUGUGUUCUCGGCGGGAUGUGGAUCUUUGGCUUCUUCCUCUUCCAGGAGAAAGGGACUGAAGUCAUGUUGUACCUCUUCAUCAUCUUCAACAGCCUACAGGGGGCGCUCAUCUUCAUCAUGCACUGCCUGCUGUCCAAACUGGUCAGGACGGAGUAUUACAGUCUGUUUGGCCGAAUGUGCCCACAAAAGAAGAAAGAGGAAUACAGUACCAGCCAGUCCAACAGCAGUCAGAAACCGCUGCGGAUUGACAACAGCACAGGAGAGUCACAGAUAUGAAGUCCUGAUGGAUGUUUACAAACUCUUGAACACAAGACAAUAUCUGAAGACUUUUCACAAAGCUUCAGUUCAACCUUUCCUGUCAGAAGAUCUUCGUAUUGCUUUCCAUCCGUCUGUUCAGGAAGAUUGCAGAUGUGGGUUCAUCAAACAUCUGUUUCCUGAGACGGAGUUAAAGGUCUGUCAUGGGAACGGCUGAAACGGAUCACUCCAUUAAAUGAGUAAAAUAUU
Messenger RNA from Megalobrama amblycephala (Wuchang bream), 4240 nucleotides. RefSeq names its product adhesion G protein-coupled receptor E5-like. The record is from RefSeq and is a predicted model, not a curated record. Gene Ontology annotation, biological process: cell surface receptor signaling pathway; adenylate cyclase-activating G protein-coupled receptor signaling pathway. The transcript has 17 exons. The coding region runs from base 1787 to 4012 and encodes 741 amino acids. Gene Ontology annotation, molecular function: calcium ion binding; G protein-coupled receptor activity. Gene Ontology annotation, cellular component: membrane. Lineage: Eukaryota; Metazoa; Chordata; Actinopteri; Cypriniformes; Xenocyprididae.